Messenger RNA from Athalia rosae (coleseed sawfly), 5748 nucleotides. RefSeq names its product ras-related protein Rab-8A (gene RabX4). The transcript has 5 exons. The coding region runs from base 1642 to 2268 and encodes 208 amino acids. The record is from RefSeq and is a predicted model, not a curated record. Gene Ontology annotation, molecular function: GTPase activity; GTP binding. Lineage: Eukaryota; Metazoa; Arthropoda; Insecta; Hymenoptera; Athaliidae.
AUCUUUACCGUAUGUAUCGCCAUGAAUCCACAAAUUUGUACGGAGGCCUAAAUGGUCACAUAUCGCAAUAAAUAGAAUUUAACUAAUUUCCUGAAAAGUUUCUAAAUUUUUAGAAAUGGAGUUCGAAUCAUGGAUGAACCAUCAGUUUCAUUGGUUUUGCGUGUGCAAACCGUGACAUCUUCCCCAAUUUUCUUUUUUUCAGAAACAUGGAUCUAAAAAUGGUCAGUCAUGAUUCUCUGCAGAAGAUCUCAGAUUAAUCUUGUAUUUUGAGAGUGAUUAAAAAUUUUCCUAGCGAAAUAUACGAAAUAUACGAAAUUUUUCCUAGCGUAAAUAUGCGAAAUUUCAAUUUUAUUUCUCCAUAUCGCUUGACAUAUUUCGAAUUGCUAGACCGCAGGAUGCCCUGUUUAUAGGAGUAAUAAGUUCAGCUGUCCCAUUUGAGCCUCCGCCCUCUCACGUACCCUCGGGACCAGCUGUAGCUCCGUGACCCAGUUAUCCCGGUGUGCGUCCUUCGGCGACCUCGCCUGACCCCGAUGACCUCGUCGUGAACUUGACCCGUCUCAGCAACCGCUCCAUGACGUCGCUGCCCGCCCCAACCUUAUAAUACGUAAGGGUUGCGCGAACGUAAACGUAGUUGACAAGCCCAGAGAUUCAGCAACAAGGGGUGCGACUAGUUGCUAAUUGAUCGGCUGUCGCUUUACGUCGCGGCUCUUCCGGGGUGCGUGGCACCUGGUUGUACCCAAUUUAAUUCAUUGACGCGAAUUAUGGUCUGGCUGUUUAUGCAAAUACAAACAUGUAGCUAUGUAAUUAGUUCCAAAAAAAAAAAAAAAAAAUUCAAGUAGUCUGUGAGAAUGAUGAUGAUGGUAAAUGUAGAAGAUAAGAAUCAGAUUCACAUCUUUCGAAAUUGUAAUACACAUCAGUUAUUAUUGAUGGAAUUUUCUGUGUGAAUCAUAUUUCGGAUCGAAAAAUGAUUGAAACGGUACAUCUGAAGAUCAUUUGUACUAAUGAUUCCAGUAAACGCGGUGUCUAGAGAAAAGUUGGUACCGUUUUUUCCCUCCCCUUAUAUCGGUAUCUUGAGAGCUCGAGAUGAUGUCAAGAUGACGACGUGAACAUAUAAUACACGGGUCAGAUUUCAAAAAAUUCAGGACUUCAUCUCAAAUUCAGAAUUAUUCGUCAAAAAUGUGGUAAUUUUUCUCUUCAGCGGUUAACAUGAACCGGGUAAUUUUAGUUUCAUCCCCUUCGAAGUCUCGAUAUCUCAAUAUUUUUCAGUCGCGCGGUAGAACAAAGCCAGAUGCUUCCAACGGCGAAGAAGAAAGUUUACCUUUUUUUUUUUAAGUUUUUUUUUUUAGAAGUCGAGCGAGAAUGUUCAUUGACGAGAUGCGCGUUGCGCAUUGAUACCUGUGCACCGUAUCAUACAUAGGUAUAUAUUUCGAAAAGUUCACCGGUUACUGGGAUAGAGAUUGAACGUUGUGAAGGAACCCUUAGCCGGGUUGGGCGCAGGUCCCAAUCGAUUCAUCGUCUGUGUAAGACGCGGAGGAGUGAGGAUAGCCUCCGUCGACGAGCGGCAACGAGAAUACCGUCGCUUCCAUCCUGACAACGAACUGCUGGCUGCACCUACGAAUAUCCCGAUACAAUAGAGUAAAUAUGGCGCUGGAUUUUGCAGCCACCUACAAAGUUCUUGUAUUAGGAGAUUCAAAUGUUGGUAAAACUUGCAUUGUUCAUCGUUACUGCGAUGAGCGAUACUAUGACACUUACAUAUCAACCAUAGGCAUUGAUUUUAAACAAAAAAUAAUAAACUUGGAUGGAACUCCGAUAAAACUUCAAAUAUGGGAUACCGCCGGCCAGGAAAGAUUCAGAACUCUUACGACGGCCUACUAUCGCGGGGCGAUGGGGAUCCUCUUGAUGUACGACGUGACCAGUAUGGAGAGUUUCAAUCACCUUUCCUAUUGGCUUCGCAAUAUCCAAGAGAACGCCUCCCCAGACGUCGUGAAGGUAUUGGCAGCUAAUAAAUGUGACGCUACUAGUCACAGAGCUGUUGACGCCGCGAGGGGUAAUAAAAUAGCGGAUAACUUUGACAUGCCCUUCUUCGAGGUCUCCUGUAAAGAGAAUAUAAACAUAGAGGAAGCAUUUUUAACUCUUGCCAGAAGAAUACGGGAACAACGGGGUCGUCGGGCAAGCCUCUUCGAAGCGUCGGAGAGAGAAGGCGCGAAUCCGGUGAUUACAGCCCAGUCGCCAUCGCAGCAGGGUGAUGCCUGGCGAUGCGCGUGUUAGCUGUUCAGCUUUUAUCGCCGAUUAGCAGCUGGUUCUCCGAAGGCGUUUCCAGAAGGUCGUCGAACGAGGUAGAAUGGUUUUAUAACGCAAAGCUCAUCAAUAUUACUAUAAUAAUUAUAUAUAUGAUAUGAAAAGGUAUCGAGAUAUUAAGGUAAGGAUUUUGUUAGGAACACGACCGGUUAUUACUAAGGGUACGAAUUAAAUACCUGCGAAUUUUUUUACGCAAUGUGUCCCAGCGAUCGGUCACCACAACUGUUCAACGCUGCAUCCUCGGACGGCUAAAUCCAUGAUAUCAAAGAUCAACUGUAAUUGAUACCUAGACAGAGAAGGAAAGUAUUAGGAGAAAAUCGAUACUGAUCGUUAGUCGAUAUUAACUUGAUGAAUAAUUUUCACUUCUAAAAAUGUUGAAGUUAUUGGGGUAUUCGGUUAGAAACAGCGUUGAAAAAUUGUGGAGUCCGGUAAUCGGUACACCAUGUAUAAUACGUACAAAUAUUAUAAUAAUGUAAUAUGUAUGUUGUGAACUUGCGAUAAUAAUAUUGGGCAGAUGCUAUUCUCACGUGAAAUUAAUUUUUUAAUUAAAAAUCGACUACGGCUUUUGUCUCCGUUGCGGUAUAUAAUUUUAUUCACGAUAACUGUGGCUGAAAUUUUUUCACUGUAUAAUUGGUGAUUGCACACGUUUUUACCUGGUUAUAUCAAAGUGAGAUAGCGUUUCCCAGUUUUUGUAUUGCGAUAGUAUCAAUGAAAAUGCAGUUGAGAAGGGACGAAAUAAAACAAGAGUGUAACUCGAUUUGUAUCAAAGUAAAAUAUUACUUCAAAUUCUGUAUGGAAGUACUUACAUGUACGAUGCGAUUUGAAUUUGACUCUAACAUAAAUAAUUAAAUAUAUAUAUUUAAUGGAAUAAUCUGCACAAACUGCUUUGAAGGGUCUACGUAUAUUACAUCUAAAAAUGAAAAAAAUCAUAACGCGUCAUGUAGCUGCAGAACGUCACAUUAUCACUGCGCGGUUGUUGUACUCGGAAAAUGAUGCAAAUUUUCGAUCGUAAGAAAAACCGAAAAAGUAAAAAGUCUGAGACAGCUUUGACUUUGAAAUUUGAAUUAGAGCAUCAGAUUUGUAAUUCUUGGAUUAUGAGUAUUCAUCUGUUACUGCAGCGCAGUUUUAAUUAGCUAAUUGCUAGUGCAGAAAUACGUAUUAGCUACGCUAAAUUAAAAAAAGAAAACAAGAAAAAACCAAAAAAAAACGCAUCAACAUAUAGCAUUUGUUGGAAAAUUGUCAUGUAAUAUAAUAUAGUUUGUAUGCUAAUAUUGCUAAUCGUUGUAUCUAAAAGUAAGCCACAAAGUCUUCAAACGCAUAAUUGUGAUCACCAAACUCUAUUGUUUAAACUAUAUACAUAGAAAUAUGUUGCGACUAAACUCCUGAACUGAAUCCUACGAAUAAUUUUAUCAGUCUAAUCGCAAUACCAGUUGAACGUUGAUAUCUUACUGCAGAAGAACUGUGACAUUUACAUUUAAAACACUUAUGAAAAGCAUAAAAACAUUUUCGAAAAUACUUUUUGAACUUGAUAAAGCUUUUUGGACGUUUCGAGGGCGCUCAGAAACCAUGCUCAGAUUACUUAAUAACGCCACAAGUCAAAAUUUUUUACGUUUUAGGGCGAUAAGUUGGCGAUAACUCAAUUCAUUUUAUAAAUAGAUCAAUUUGGCUCGCGGAUUCGGAUUCCUGAGAUUAAAAUACUUAGAAAUACCAUAGAAAACCCAUUAAAAAGAAUGUUGACUUUUGGAUAAUACUUCCAGGUGGUACUGUGGACAGACUUUCAUAGAAAUAAAAAAUUUUGGCCCCAAACAAACGCGUGAACAUGGGGUGAUAGAGAAAGGGCAUUUCAUUGCAUCACUUGCAUUUAUAGCAUCUUAUGUUUCCAUUAAGCUAUCCUGCAAUUACGUGUGGCCGGGAUUUGUGGAGUCUUGAUUUUUUAACAAUCUCGACUCGGACCACCCGAGUGGCCACCGAAAUUCGUAGAUUUAUUAAUAUAUUACGAGAUGUGCAAUACUCGAGAUAUUCGGUACUGGUAUAUAUUGCUAUAUCUCGAAAGCAAAUGAACGGUAAUUGUAAUUCAAAAUCUUCGUUUUUGCUGGCAGAAACAAAAAAGCCUUUAUUGUGCCUAUUAAAGAGAAAAAAAAAAGAAAAAAAAAGUAAAGCAAAAUAAAGUAAGCAGCUUUGUAUAGAUGGAAUGAUUAACUAAAAAAUGGCGCAAAUAAAUUGAAUAAAAAGAUUUUUGUGACGAUUACAUGAACGGUACGAAGAAGUCAAUUUACCGAACGUAUCAGGAAAAAAAUAAUUGGUGUCCAGCCGCAUAUUGUACGUUGACUGAAGCUCGGUAGUUUGAAGCUACCUUGCAUGCUAAUUGAUACGCCAGUAGUUUGCGGUUUUAUAUACACAAAUUUGAAAACGAGUAUAUCAAGUUUCAACCGUUCAUGAAUUGGGACAAAUUAUAGAUAUCUGACGGGCUUUGUAUCAUCGCAAAACAAUGUAUUAUUGUUGCUUUUGUAUAUUUGUAACUUACAGCAAUUUGUAUAAACUCUUCGAUAUAUGACUAUCGUCUUAAUCUGCUAAUAAGCGUUAGCAGCACGUAAAGUAAGAUCAUUAUACUGAUUUUACGAAAUAGGACAGGUAUUGUUUGUAAAAAGAUUCAGUUAUUUAAAAACCGUCGUUCACGAAUAUUUUGUUUCAUCUAUUUUGUUUAAAAACUCAUUUUUCCUGUACGCACAACGAUCGAUUUAUCAAUAGUGAUAGUUGUUUGGUUUCUCUAUGGCGACGAUAACUGAUAGGUAUAAGGUGUAUAGGAGUAAUUGGAAUGUUCUCGUACGUAAUUCAUGGUUUAAAUAAAAACGCUGGUUCGUAUCUGACUUACGCCCCGUAGGGAAAAAUUUGUUCUCGUGAGCUGGUCUCCGGAGAUGUGUUGAUAAUUUGUUAUGAAAAUUUGGCAGUUUUUAUCUGAACGUUGCAUAUUUAUUAUUGAACUGAAUUAUUUAUAUUUUUCAAUAUGUUACAAUCUUUUCGAAUAUGCUGGGGUAUUAAUUGAUCCAGUCUUUGAAAUCGUGCGAAUUCAAAUUUAAAAUCCUUGAUUGAUACUAUAGACUUUUCGGGAGUUUCCUAUGCUUAUACCUUAUACAACAAUAACUUACGUGUGACAAUGUCUCUGGGAUUGGAAAAGACCUAGCUCAGCUCAUGCCAUACGCAAAUUAAAUUUUGUCAGUCGAUUUUUGGAAGAUUUUCAUAGAUUAACCAUGCAUUCGCACGAGCCUCGAUUAGUUUUCGAAUUAUCGAUAAUCAUUGGCUGAAGUGUCGGCAAUUUGUAUGUAAAAUGUAUCGCCAUACUGUAUCAAUUAUUAGGGUAACUAUACGUUUGUAACAUUUCAGUUAAUCACUUUUUAGGAUAACUUGGUGUUUCGAUGGAUCAUAAAUAAAGAAGCACACUUUUUACCUGUA